Dentiscutata erythropus is the source of this 167-nucleotide messenger RNA. NCBI's taxonomy places the organism in Eukaryota, Fungi, Glomeromycota, Glomeromycetes, Diversisporales, Gigasporaceae. The record is from the annotation of a GenBank genome assembly.
AUGCUUCACAUUCCAAUAAACAUUCUCUCAGUAUUUUGAUUCUUGAAGUUGCUCUUGAACAAAAUAAAUCUCAUAACUUGCUAUUUCUUAAUGGUCAUUGUAUACCAUCACAAUUUGAUAUGACAAAUAGUAUUUAUUUUAGUGAAUUUGAUGAUUAUUUAUUAUGA